Molecule: messenger RNA, 221 nt
Organism: Pterocles gutturalis (yellow-throated sandgrouse)
Lineage: Eukaryota; Metazoa; Chordata; Aves; Pterocliformes; Pteroclidae
Product: forkhead box protein H1-like
Exons: 2
Source: RefSeq, a predicted model, not a curated record
GUCCACUCCCCAUGCUGGGUGCCAGCACCCACCAUCCCACGUCCCUCACGCUGGCGCCUGUCAGGGGAUUCCCCGAGACCCCCCCUGAAGGCCACCCUCCAGGUCUUUCCCAUGGUCUGGGUAUGCUGCUGGGGGGGGACAAGGCUGUGGGCAGAGGGGACGCCCCGUUCCCUGGCAUCGCCCCUCGUGCUUCUCCAGGGCCUGCAGGGACAGGACAAGGG